Molecule: messenger RNA, 763 nt
Organism: Zerene cesonia (dogface butterfly)
Lineage: Eukaryota; Metazoa; Arthropoda; Insecta; Lepidoptera; Pieridae
Product: chorion class B protein M3A5-like
Exons: 2
Coding region: 253-723 (156 amino acids)
Biological process (GO): chorion-containing eggshell formation; multicellular organism development
Cellular component (GO): egg chorion
Molecular function (GO): structural constituent of egg chorion
Source: RefSeq, a predicted model, not a curated record
GAUUGAGUUAUGAGGUAGUCCAUUAAUUGCGAUAAUUAUUUAGUUAGUUAGUUUAAUUGGACGCGUCGUGGUUUAGAAUUGGUUAAGUUUGAUUGAGUGAUGGAAUAAUUAACAUGAACUAGUGUGUUCCUGUGAAGCAUCACAGCAUCAUGCGCUGGUCGCUUCAACGCCUACGGCAACGCGCUAGCUGCCGAGUACGCAACUGACCGCCUCGCGGCUGACAUUUACGCCGCGGACCGCUACGCAGCCGACAUGUACGCCGCGGACCGCUUCGCAGCUGACAUUUACGCCACCGAACGCUACACCGCCGAGCGCUUGGCCGCUCCCUUCGCGCCACUGGCGUUCGAAUACCCGUUGGGAUACGCUGGUGCCGCCGCUUCGUACGGUGGUGGUUUGGCAGUGGCCAGCUCAUCCCCCCUCCCACCUAGCGGUGUUUCUAUCCUCUCUGAGAACGCGUUUGAGGGCCCUCUUGCUGUUGCCGGGCAAUUGCCUUUCUUGGGUACCGCCGCGUUGGAAGGCGCUCUCCCGACCAUUGGAUCUGGUGCUGUCAACUAUGGUUGUGGUAAUGGUAACGUGGGUAUCUUGAGCGAGGGACCAGCAGCUCUUUCUGGGUACGGACCUGCGUACGGAGCUGCAUCUGCGUACGGUGCAGCAUAUGGACCAGCAUACGGCCCAGCGUACGGCGCAUACGGCAGUGCUUAUAGCCCAUGUGGCAGAUGCUAGUUUGAGAAGGUCGUAUAGCGAGGGGUACGUACGGGGUAAA